Molecule: messenger RNA, 1148 nt
Organism: Paramuricea clavata
Lineage: Eukaryota; Metazoa; Cnidaria; Anthozoa; Malacalcyonacea; Plexauridae
Source: the annotation of a GenBank genome assembly
AUGGCGGCUCGACGGCCACGGAAAGAACUGACGUCGAAGAGAGUGCGAAAGUCUUUAAGAGCAAAUAUAUUGCCACUGGUAAGUUUUGGUCGCUUUUCGUUAUUUACAAUUGCAAUAUUUUCCCCAUGUAAAUUACUUAGGCCUUGUAGGUAGUUAAAUUGCACAUACUAUCGCAUUCCCAUAAGAAUGAAUUGCCACAUGUGCAUGUUACAACAUAUGGUAAGACUAAGAACUAUGUUCCAUCCUACAGUACAGCUAGUACGUACCAUUACAAAUAACUAAAUCAUUAUGUAAACGUUAACUUAUUGGUAUACGCCAAUACCUUUACAGGUCAAGGGUGAUUUAAAGGCAAUCGGCUGCAGAGCGACAUGGCGUGUAAGAAGGGAAGACCGACAAAUGGCGCACAAUCUUAUUGCCAGCAAAAGGCUCGAGUUGGAGGAUGCGUUGACCAAAGUUAGUGGCGUCCAAUUUUCCAACAGAUCACUUCAAAACUUCUACAUCUUCUUGAGGACCCCGAAAGCAAUUUAUCAACAAAUAGCAAUGACAAGACACGGGACUGUAUCGAAAGUAAAAUAAACGCUUGUCCCCCCAACACAGCAGUCCUACAUCAGCCCGAAAGUACACAUGUCCCAACUGUGCAGACUGCAGUAGCAACGGUUCAUAAACAGAUGCAUGAAAGUGAUGAUGAACAGCAAGAAAAUUCCUUACCCUUGAUUAUUCCUGACCAAUCGACAUGGGUGUUAAAUGACAACUGGUACUAUCAAAAGAUUGUAAACUUUUGGGAGUGGAACUUUCAUCGUACAAAACUCUCACGCUUCCACGCAACCUCUUUUACCGAGCGACGGAUGAAGGCAGAAAGACGGCGCGACAAAACCGAAGCAGACUUCUGGAGGAAAGCGGAUCCAGAAAUAGACGCGUGGAUGUUAGUAACAGGAAAAACACGCGAUGUGUUUGAUAUUGAUCGAUUUGCAAAGAGGCAUGAAAAAGAUUACAAAACUUUACUACGCGUACGAGCUGUUGUUCAGGUGAAAGUUAUGAAAGAUCGAUGUCCCAUGUUCAGGGCUAUGGAGAAAAUCAACAAUCCCAAUAAAGAAUGCGAAGAUGUUUUUUUAAAUUCGCAGACAUAUUUUACAACCGUCAGGCAGUAG